AUGGCGUCAGACGAGUCGAGUACACACUCUUUCCACGUCUCUGGCGAAAAGCUGCGAGCGGUACUCGCCCGUGAUGGCUUCGUCCGCAUCGCGCAAGCAUUCUCGCCGGAAGAGGUGCACCCAUUCCAACAAGCUUGCAAGCGCACCGUAGACCUCGCGCGAGCUGGCAAGUGGCCAUACUUCCGCACUCUACCGAAGCAGUUCCCGCCAUGGACCGACGACGUCUCGCAGGGCAUAUGGGGUGUACAGCAUCUGCUGCAUCCCGACAUGCCCGAAAAGGAGACGUUCGAGAAGUCCCACUUUGGUGACACGAUGGUGAAUGCCGUGACGGCGCUGUUGCAGUGCUCACGCGACGAGCUCGUCCUGGAACUGUGCAACAUGCUCGUGCGUCCCGACCGCGACUUUGCGCUGCGAUGGCACCGGGACGACAUGCCUGGUCAAGUGGCCGUGAAGAUGUACCCCGGCGACAUCGGGUUCUACAACAACAACAUAUUGCAUCGCGGUGUGUGCGACAGCAAGAAUGAGCGCAUGACACUGCACGGAACAAUGGGCCUGGUAGGCACGGACACUUCCCGAGCCCGCAAUAUACUCCAGCACGGCAUUGGAAAAUGGGCAGCGGAUUGCGGCUUCAGUGAUUUGCCGCCAGGCAUGGCACAGCUCGCCGAUGGUAUGAAGCAGCGUCUGCUUGCCAUGGGUCAGGGUCACGAUGGGGGAUACUCACAGCAGGACUAG
This is a messenger RNA of Fulvia fulva, 732 nucleotides long. RefSeq lists its product as uncharacterized. The coding region runs from base 1 to 732 and encodes 243 amino acids. The transcript has a single exon. Lineage: Eukaryota; Fungi; Ascomycota; Dothideomycetes; Mycosphaerellales; Mycosphaerellaceae. The record is from RefSeq and is a predicted model, not a curated record.